Molecule: messenger RNA, 742 nt
Organism: Centruroides sculpturatus (bark scorpion)
Lineage: Eukaryota; Metazoa; Arthropoda; Arachnida; Scorpiones; Buthidae
Exons: 3
Coding region: 51-608 (185 amino acids)
Source: RefSeq, a predicted model, not a curated record
UCUGCGGGCGAAAUCCCUAAUUUUGUCUUUAACUGUAGGCGGUAACUUGGAUGUCGCUGGAGACGGAUCCUCCAGAGGCUCAUCGCGCCUUCCACUCCGUCCUCCGACGUGUUUUCCUGCCCGCUCUGGAAGGCGAAAAGAAAGAAGGAAAUUUCAAAAGUAUGGUGAUGUACGCUCUGAGGUGUUUGGCCGACUCUCUGCAAGCGGCCGAAGAGAGUUGCCGACGAUUCGAAGUCUUACGGAAUGUGGCGGGAGAUCUUCGUUUUCCUCCCGUCCUUGCAGAUCGGCAUCGGUCCUCCCCAAACGGUUUUCUGGCCGUCUGGACGCGAAUGGCCGAGACGCUUCUAGCGGAGAGCGACGAGAUCGUCCGAUUGUCCUCCCCGACGGAUCCCGCCUCCGAGUUGUUGGCCUGGAAACGUCGAUGGAUGAAUUUAGUUCACCUGACCCAUCGAAUUGGCCGAGACGACUUCCGCGCCCGACUUCUCCGCUCCAAAGCUUCCGGUUCCGAAUCCUUUCGGGUAAGUAUCCGGUCAAAUUUCUUCAUUUCUCUCGAUUUUCCGUCGGCGUUUACCUUCCGAUCCCAGGGAGAGGGGAGACGUCCUUCUUAACAACGAAGGAAAGAACCGAACGACACUACGUGUGAGCCUUUACUCAGAAAGAAUCCAAAAUCUCGAAUACUUUCGACCGGGUCGGCCAAUUUUUCCCUGGAAAGAAGAAAAUUGGGAAACGACAAGCGCCCAAU